CGGCGCGGCGGCGGGGGGCGGCGGGGAGCGGAGGCGAUGCGGGGCGGCGGCGGCCCGGGGGAUGCUCCCCGCCGCGGGCACGCCAGCAUGGAGCAGCGAGCAGGGCCACCAGAGCCAAGACCUGCAGGACCCAGCACGCAUCCGCAGCCCAAGGAGGGGACGCUGUGGGGUGUCCUCGCCAUCCUCUCGCUGCUGGCCGGGCUGGCCACGGGUGCCCUGCGAACCCCACACUGCAACGAGACGCUGGAUGCAGCCCCCACGCCAGCGGGAGUGGCCACCGCCAGCCCCAGCGCGGAGGACGGCGUGGAGAUGCCGCUCGCCUGGAGCCAGCUGCACGGGGACAACGUGACGACGGGGGCCCUGGGUGCAAUGGAGCUGGCGGAGGACCUGCUGCUGCGUGCCGAGCGCUCACCGCCAGGAACCAGCAAAGCCAAGAAGGGGGCGAGGAAACCCUCGCGGGGGGCCCGCGGGCGCAACUGCCACAUCCGCAACCUGAUGGUGAAGGUGCGCGACCUGGGCCUGGGCUUCAACUCGGACGAGAUCGUGCUCUUCAAGUACUGCAGCGGCUCCUGCCACCGGGCACGCAGCAACUACGACCUGACGCUGGGCAGCCUGCUGCGGCAGCAGCUCAUCGUCCCGGGCCCGCAGGAGCGCAUCCUCAGCCACCCCUGCUGCCGGCCCACCCGCUACGAGGCCGUGUCCUUCAUGGACGUGCAGAACACGUGGCAGACGGUGGAGAAGCUCUCGGCGGCCGAGUGCAGCUGCAUCGGCUGAGGGGGGGCUGCCGGCUCAGCCCCGGCUCGAUGCAUGCUGGCAGCCCCCAGCACGUGGCGCUGGCACUCGGAGGAAGGCAGGAGGGGCCGGUGCCCCCGGUUUUACGUGGCCACGAGGGACCGAGGCAAGCUGGAGUCGUGACAGAGGGGGUCGGCAGCAGAGCCCCCGCCCGCUCAGUGCCAAGCAGCCGGUGCCACCGGCUCCGUGGGUCCUGCCUGGGUGCGCCCUUACCUGGCUCGGCCCUGGGAGAGGAGCCGCAGGGUGACGGAGCAUUCCCACCACCCCGUGCCCUGCCUGGACUGGUGCUCCCACACCCCUGCCAAGCAUUGCCUGGGAUUUGGAGGGGGUCAGGAAGGGGCACCCCGGGACUGGGGGUGGCCGGAGCCACCCUGCGGGGAGGGGGUGUCCCCAGGGGCAGGGGCGCAGCGGGGCCAAACCGCACCGGCAUGGGGCAGCGCCCGGUGCUCCGCAGGGCACGGGCACCCCCGGAACCCCUGCCCGGCUCCAAGAAGGGGCUGCAGGGUCCCUCCCCGCGGUGCUGCGGCACUAAACUAUUUAUUACUCUAAAUUAUUUAUUUAUUGUUCUCGAGCGGCAGCUCCUAUUUAUGACUUUGGGCCCGCGGGGGCCGGGUGUAAUUUAACCCCAGCGCUGAUGUGAAGCCCUGGGGCUGCGGCCAGCAGCGCCCCGUCCCCAUCCUCGGGCUCCUCGUGCCCCCAACCCUUUUUUUUUUUUUUUUUGAUUUUUUUUUUUUUGGUCGUUUUUCUAUUAUUUGUAAGAUUUGAGGAUAAACUCUAUUUUUGUACAGCCGCCUUUUCCCGUAGCAAUAAAGCGAUGGGCCGCGCGUCCGA
This is a messenger RNA of Anas platyrhynchos (mallard), 1623 nucleotides long. RefSeq names its product artemin (gene ARTN). Gene Ontology annotation, molecular function: receptor tyrosine kinase binding; growth factor activity; glial cell-derived neurotrophic factor receptor binding. The record is from RefSeq and is a predicted model, not a curated record. Lineage: Eukaryota; Metazoa; Chordata; Aves; Anseriformes; Anatidae.